Oncorhynchus tshawytscha (Chinook salmon) is the source of this 3645-nucleotide messenger RNA. RefSeq names its product heparan sulfate 2-O-sulfotransferase 1b (gene hs2st1b). Gene Ontology annotation, cellular component: membrane. The coding region runs from base 507 to 1577 and encodes 356 amino acids. Lineage: Eukaryota; Metazoa; Chordata; Actinopteri; Salmoniformes; Salmonidae. The record is from RefSeq and is a predicted model, not a curated record. Gene Ontology annotation, molecular function: heparan sulfate 2-sulfotransferase activity. The transcript is spliced from 7 exons.
UGCAAUGCAAGAGGUGUAGUCAGGCUGUUACUAUAAUGUUCCUUCUUAAUUGGCUUGGUAACGUUAUAGAAAAUGGUUUAUUGUAUAGAUAUGGCAACUAAUCUCCUGCUGUGAAAAAAAAUUGUUUUGCUCGUUUUCUGUCAUUUUUGGCGGUGCGGGUUUUGAGUAAAUCAUUCCCUCGAAAAGAGCCAGUCCUGGCAACCCUGCUUGAAAGCGCGCUGUGUGUAUAGCAGGCUGCUUUUCACCGGAGCACGGAUGAAACUACGGACGGAGCGGAGAGAAUUUGGACCGCGAAGAGAACAAGACCCAACGUUGAACUGAUUUGAUAAGUGUCAGAUAUUAAAUUAGUGGGUAGCAUUAGUUAGUUUUUUUAAUCCCUUGAUAAGUGAACGUUAGUCUCGGACAUUCCCAUCGUUUGCCUGCAUUGAUGAACACAAGACUUGACUUCACCCUGUCUCUUAUGAAUAUUGAAUUCGCGGUAUGAAUUGUUUACAUCUGAUAGUUUGAUGGGGCUUUUAAGGAUUAUGAUGCCUCCCAAGUUACAGCUUUUGUCUAUUUUGGUUUUUGGAGUGUCGAUGCUCUUCAUUGAAAACCAAAUCCAGAAAUUGGAGGAGUCGCGGGCAAAACUGGAGCGUACCAUCGCCAGACACGAGGUGAGGGAGGUGGAGCAGCGCCACACCCAAGAUGGCGUACGGGACACGCCGCCGCUGGCUGAGGCAGAGGACGUGGUUAUCAUAUAUAACAGAGUGCCCAAGACGGCGAGCACGUCGUUCACCAACAUCGCCUACGACCUUUGUGGAAAGAACCACUUCCACGUUUUGCACAUCAACACCACCAAGAACAAUCCUGUCAUGUCCUUACAAGACCAGGUGCGCUUUGUCCGAAAUGUGACGUCCUGGAGAGCGAUGAAGCCUGGGUUCUACCACGGACAUGUGGCUUUCCUCGACUUCUCCAAGUAUGGGGUGAGAGGUAAACCUGUUUACAUCAACGUGGUCCGGGACCCCAUCCAACGCCUCGUAUCAUACUACUACUUCCUGAGGUUUGGUGAUGACUACAGGCCUGGCCUUCGACGGAGAAAACAAGGUGACAAAAAGACCUUUGAUGAGUGUGUGUCAGCAGGUGGUUCUGACUGUGCCUCUGAGAAGCUUUGGCUCCAGAUCCCGUUCUUCUGCGGACACUACUCAGAGUGCUGGAAUGUAGGCAGCAGGUGGGCCCUGGAUCAGGCCAAGUAUAACCUGCUGAAUGAAUAUCUACUAGUCGGGGUGACAGAGGAGCUGGAGGACUUUAUCAUGAUGCUGGAGGCAGCCCUGCCACGCUUCUUCAAGGGUGCCACAGGCCUCUACAAAACAGGUAAGAAGUCCCACCUGCGUAAGACCACAGAGAAGAAGCCACCCACCAAGGAGUCCAUCGCCAAGCUGCAGCAGUCUGACGUUUGGAAGAUGGAGAACGAGUUCUAUGAGUUUGCCCAGGAGCAGUUCCAAUUUGUCAGAGCCCACGCCGUCCGGGAGAAGGACGGGGAGCUCUACCUGCUGGCACAGAACUUCUUCUAUGAGAAAAUCUACCCCAAAGUGAACUAGGGUGGAGCUGGGUUAACAUCAGGCCAGGUGGAUGGUGAUGAGGUCUGGGUUAACAUCAGGCCAGGGGGGGAUGUUGAUGAGGUCUGGGUUAACAUCAGGCCAGGGGGAUGUUGAUGAGGUCUGGGUUAACAUCAGGCCAGGGGAUGGUGAUGAGGUCUGGGUUAACAUCAGGCCAGGGGGAUGUAGAGGUCUGGGUUAACAUCAGGCCAGGGGGAUGUAGAGGUCUGGGUUAACAUCAGGCCAGGGGGAUGUAGAGGUCUGGGUUAACAUCAGGCCAGGGGGAUGUUGAUGAGGUCUGGGUUAACAUCAGGCCAGGGGGAUGUUGAUGAGGUCUGGGUUAACAUCAGGCCAGGGGGAUAUGUUGAUGAGGUCUGGGUUAACAUCAGGCCAGGGGGAUGGUGAUGAGGUCUGGGUUAACAUCAGGCCAGGGGGAUGUUGAUGAGGUCUGGGUUAACAUCAGGCCAGGGGGAUGUUGAUGAGGUCUGGGUUAACAUCAGGCCAGGGGGAUGUAGAGUUCUGGGUUAACAUCAGGCCAGGGGGAUGGUGAUGAGGUCUGGGUUAACAUCAGGCCAGGGGGAUGUUGAGGUCAUACACUCUACUCUCUGUGCUAGUUCAGACGGCAGAGCCUGACCACUAUUCACCCUGUUACACACGUUACAGAAUGCCAUCAUAACAAUAACUGUGUCUGACGUGUGGAUGGGGACCUACUGUACCACUUCUACAGGUUAUUGAAGCCAGAUCCAACAUGGUGUCCUGUACUUCUCUGUAGCUGGCCACUUCUACAGGUUAUUGAAGCCAGUUCCAACAUGGUGUCCUGUACUUCUCUGUAGCUAGUCACUUCUUCUACAGGUUAUUGAAGCCAGAUCCAACAUCUGUAGAUACACGCAGGUCAGAGGUCAAUAAGCCCCCCCUCCACUGGGGACCUGCCUUGUGGUCUUCAGGCUCCAACUCAAAAUGGCUGCCCACAACCACAUCGGACGACGUCCAGCAAAAGAUUUUGUAUAUUUUACUUUUCGUUUUUUAAAAAUUAAAACAAACAACAUAUGAGAAGGUCAAUUCAAAAGAAAACAGGAGUAUGUCAGAAAUUGGGACGUUUGAUCUGUUGAACAAAACGUCAGAUCAAAGUGUCAGAAGGACAGUUUGCUGGCUCGUGUCAGAAGGACAGUUUGCUGGCUCGUGCCAGAAGGACAGUUUGCUGGCUCGUGUCAGAAGGACAGUUUGCUGGCUCGUGCCAGAAGGACAGUUUGCUGGCUCGUGCCAGAAGGACAGUUUGCUGGCUCGUGCCAGAAGGACAGUUUGCUGGCUCGUGCCAGAAGGACAGUUUGCUGGCUCGUGCCAGAAGGACAGUUUGCUGGCUCGUGCCAGAAGGACAGUUUGCUGGCUCGUGCCAGAAGGACAGUUUGCUGGCUCGUGCCAGAAGGACAGUUUGCUGGCUCGUGCCAGAAGGACAGUUUGCUGGCUCGUGCCAGAAGGACAGUUUGCUGGCUCGUGCCAGAAGGACAGUUUGCUGGCUCGUGCCAGAAGGACAGUUUGCUGGCUCGUGCCUAAGCUGGGUGGCUGUGAAAGGGAGGUAAUGUAACAAGGAGGAAAGGGUGAUGCCGGGUGGCUUCAGCUCGGUGUGAUGCCGGGUGGCUUCAGCUCGGUGUGAUGCCGGGGGCUUCAGCUCGGUGUGAUGCCGGGUGGCUUCAGCUCGGUGUGAUGCCGGGUGGCUUCAGCUCGGUGUGAUGUUGCUAGCGAUGCCGGGUGGCUUCAGCUCGGUGUGAUUUUGCUAGCGAUUGCUGGGUGGCUUCAGCUCGGUGUGAUGUUGCUAGCGAUGCCGGGUGGCUUCAGCUCGGUGUGAUGUUGCUAGCACUGUCGGGUGGCUUCAGCUCGGUGUGAUGUUGCUAGCACUGUCAGUGGCUUCAGCUCGGUAUGAUGCCGCUAGCACUGUGUGUUAAGGGCUGUUCAUCUACAUUGUGUGUGUGUGUACAGUCGUGGCCAAAAGUUGAGAAUGACACACAUGAAUUUUCAUUUUGUUGCCUCAGUUUGUAUGAUGGCAAUUUGCAUAUACUCCAGAAUGUUAAGGAGA